Messenger RNA from Oryctolagus cuniculus (rabbit), 7048 nucleotides. RefSeq names its product lipase family member J (gene LIPJ). The record is from RefSeq and is a predicted model, not a curated record. Gene Ontology annotation, biological process: lipid metabolic process. NCBI's taxonomy places the organism in Eukaryota, Metazoa, Chordata, Mammalia, Lagomorpha, Leporidae. Gene Ontology annotation, molecular function: hydrolase activity, acting on ester bonds.
GCAUGAGCCGCCGCCCCGAGUCGCAGGGAGUUGCGCGUUUGGACUUUUCUCUUAGUAACUGUGGCGCGGCAUAAUGCCAGCCCAGAAGCCCGGAAGGCCGUCUUCUUUUCCAGGAGUUUGUCCGUCAGGCAACCUACCCGAGUCCCCAGCCUUGUCCCACACAGCGAGAUCCCAAAUGUGGUGUCUUUUCAUGGUGAUAUACUUCAUGGUAUCUCUUGGAACUACUCAUGGUGUCUUUCGAAGUCGAAGGUCCAUAAACCCUGAAGCGAAUAUGAAUAUUAGCCAAAUUAUUUCCUACUGGGGCUAUCCUGACGAAAAGUAUGAUAUUGUAACUGAAGAUGGUUAUAUCCUUGGCCUUUAUAGAAUUCCUUAUGGGAAGACAAAUAAUAAUAACUCAGCUCAGAGACUUGUUGUAUAUUUGCAACAUGGUUUGCUCACGUCUGCCAGCAGUUGGAUUUCCAACCUUCCCAACAAUAGCCUGGGCUUCGUUCUGGCAGAUGCUGGUUAUGAUGUGUGGAUGGGAAACAGCAGAGGGAGUACCUGGUCCAGGAAACAUAAGUAUCUGAAAACUAAUUCCAAAGAAUUCUGGGCUUUCAGUUUUGAUGAGAUGGCUAAAUAUGACCUUCCCGCUUCUAUUGAUUUUGUUCUGAAACAAACCGGACAAGAGGAAAUAUUUUAUAUAGGCCAUUCACAGGGCACUACUAUUGCUUUCAUAGCAUUUUCCACCUUCCCAAAGAUAGCUGAAAGAAUAAAAAUAUUUUUUGCCUUAGCACCUGUUUUUUCUAUUAAACACACAAAAUGUCCUUUACUUAAAAUGGCAUACAAGUUGAAGUCAAUAAUCAAGGCUUUUUCUGGUGAUGAAGACUUCUUACCUAAAACCUCAUUUAACAAAUUUGUUGGUUCAAAGCUGUGUCCACUACCGAUUUUUAAUAAGAUUUGUGUUGGUAACUUGUUUAUGAUAUAUGGAUAUGACCAGGAGAACUUAAAUAUGAGUCGUUUGGAUGUGUAUUUUUCACAGAACCCUGCAGGAACAUCUGUUCAAAACAUGGUCCACUGGAGUCAGCUUUUAUAUUCUACGAACUUGAAAGCCUUUGACUGGGGAAGCCCUGAUCUGAACUUGGUUCAUUUUAAUCAGACAACUUCUCCAUCCUACGAUGUGACAAAUAUGGAAGUGCCAACUGCCACGUGGAACGGUGAACGUGACUUGUUGGCUGAUCCAGAAGAUGUUGAAACUUUACGUUCAGAAAUUAAAAACCACUUUUACCAUAAAACUAUUUCUUACUAUAAUCAUAUAGACUUUUUGUUUGGGAUGGAUGCCUAUGAUCAAGUUUACCGUGAAAUCAUUGAUAUUAUCCAAGUCAACCUAUAAUGGACUGUGGUACUUUGAGUUUGAGGAUCUAUAUCACUCCUAUUAAAAUUCAGUUACUUUUUUUAGUAUGUAUUUUUUCACUUAUUUAAAUAUAGUUCGUAAUUUUUUUUUGCUAUUUUCUCAUUGCCCAUUGGCCCUUCAGCCAUUAAAGCAGUGGCAUUUAUCAUCUCAGGGAUAUUGAUGGAUUAUAAAUCAUUACAACUAAGUCUUCUGAGUUUCUUCUAAAUACAGCAUUUAAACAACUAAUAUGAGAAACAAUAAUCAUAAAUGUUUCCCAUUGCAAAAAAGGACUUUUUAAGAUCAAUUUUUAUUUCAAAACAAUGUGAGCUUCAUUAAAUCAUUACAGAAAGACUUUAGAGGAAUACUUGAUGAUAGGAAAGUUCAUUUUCUUCAACACUGAAGAGAUAAAAUAUUUUCUGAGCUAUGUAAAGGAGUUUGGGGAGAAGAGAAAGAGCAUGAAUGUGAAUAUAAUACUAGGGCCUUGUGAUCACUUUAGGCCAAAUUUCAGAAGAUAGGGUAUCAUUGAAAUUACACAGAGAUCAUGCUUCACUUCCUAGAGGGUACAGCCUAUAGAAACUAAAGUUGCCUUUCAAGCCUAGUGUGUGAUUAGAGUAGCAAUGGUUGAGGUAUAUUCGCAGAUAAAUAGACCUGAAGGUAGCUUUGCCAGGUAUGCAAUGUAGGUUAGUGCAUGAAAAAUCCAGGAGCUUCCUAUACACCAGAGAACUGUGGAUAUUUUUAAGAUAGUACUGGAAGAUUGGAAGAGACCCAAAAUUUGGGAUGAAAGGAUAUUGUUGAUCAAUGCAACCUAUGUUAUAAGAAACUCAAACAUAGCAAAAAUAAUAUAAAAUUUUAAAAUGAAAAUAGAGCUAAAUAGCUGUUUCUCAAAGGAAGACACAUGAAUGAACAACAGGUAAAUUAAAAUAUGCUCAGUAUCACUAAUCUCAGUAAAAUGCAAAUCAAAACAACAAUAAGAUAUCAUCUCACUUCAGUAAGUAACUAUUUUCAAAAAGACAAGAUAAGUUUUGGUAAGGAUGUGGAGAAAAGAGACCCCUUGCACAGUGUUGAUAAGAAUAUAAAUUAAUACAGCUAUUGUGGAAAACUGUAUAGAGGUCCCUUAAAACCCUAAAAAUAGAACUACCAUAUGAUUCAACAUCCCACUACUGGAUGUAUAUUUCAACAUCUAGCUGCUUUUUUUUUUUUUUUUUUUUUUUGACAGGCAGAGGGGACAGUGAGAGACACAGACAGAGAGAAAGGUCUUCCUUUGCCGUUGGUUCACCCUCCAAUGGCCGCCGUGGCCAGCGCGCUGCAGCCAGUGCACCGCGCUGAUCCGAUUGCAGGAGCCAGGUACUUCUCCUGGUCUCCCAUGGGGUGCAGGGCCCAAGUACUUGGGCCAUCCUCCACUGCACUUCCCUGGCCACAGCAGAGAGCUGGCCUGGCAGAAGGGCAACCGGGACAGAAUCCGGCGCCCUGACCGGGACUAGAACCUGGUGUGCUGGCGCUGCAAGGCGGAGGAUUAGCCUAGUGAGCCGCGGCGCUGGCUUCAACAUCUAGCUUUCUCUCUCUCUCUCUCUCUCUCUCUCUCUAUAUAUAUAUAUGUAUAUACACACACACACACACACACACACACAUCCAUCUCCAAAGGAAAAGAAAUCCAUCUGUCAAAAAGAGAUAUCUGUAUUCAUAUAUUUAUUGCAGUACUGUUCACAAUAACCAAGAAAUGGGAACAACUUAAAUGUCUAUUUCAUAUCCACCUGUGGGGAGCAACUCGGACUAGACUGUUACUCGAAUUAAGACUUAUUCUAUGCAUCUGCUCUCCCACAAUAUGGCGCUGGGGAGAGGAGUAAACAGCUUCUACGCAGCUGCCUCUCACCAACUUGAGUGAUGACCUGCAGGAGCUGAUUCUGCUCCUGAUUGGAGGAGAGCAGCAUACUCGGCGUGUGGGUAGCAGAGUUGGGAUUGGUGGAAGAGGACUAUAAAGGAGGAGAGAGACAACAUGCACCAGAAACAUCUAAAGGGAACACCUGUGCAGCCCCCGAGAGAGCCGGCCGGCGGUGUGCCGCUCCCCCGCGGAAGUGGGGAAAGUGGCAGGGGGAACCGCCCUUCCACGGAGGUGGAAGGGACGGUAGCCAACCCGGGAAGAACCAGCAGCAAACCCGGGGAGGGCCGAGUAGACAAAAGAACAGCGCAGGGUCCUGUGUCGUUCCUCCACGAAGAGGGGGAGCGACAUCCACCCAUGAAUGGAUAAAGAAAAUGUGGUACAUAUGCACAAUGGUAUAUUGGUAGACCAUUAAAAAUGUAAUUUUGUCAUUUGCAGCAAUGUGGAAAGAACUGGAGGUCAUUAUGUUAAGUGAAAUAAGCCAAGCACAAAAAUACAAACAUAAUGCAAUCUCUUUUCAGAUGUGGAACCUAAAAAUAAAUAUUCUCAUAGGAACUAAAAAUAUAAUGGGAGUUACUAGAACCUGGGAAGAGAAGUGUGGUGAGAGAAAUGGGGAAAGUUUGAUUGACUUUUCAGGCUAUAGCUAGAUAGCAGAAAGAAAAUUCUUGGGUUCUAUAUGACAGGGACAACAAUGGAUAAUUUGCUGUACAUUUCUCUCUUUUUUUUAUUUGACAGAGUUACAGACAGUGAGAGAGAGAGAAAGAGAGAAAGGUCUUCCCUCCGUUGAUUGACUCCCCAAUGGCCACCACGGCCGGUGCUGCACCGAUCCAAAUCCAGGAGCCAGGUGCUUCUUCCUGGUCUCCCAUGCGGGUGCAGGCACCCAAGCACUUGGGCCAUCCUCCACUGCCCUCCCGGGCCACAGCAGAGAGCUGGACUGGAAAAGGAGCAAAUGGGACUAGAACCAGGUGCCCACAUGGGAUGCCGGUGCUGCAGGCGGAGGAUUAACCAAGUGAGCUAUGGCGCUGGCCCCUGUACAUUUCUCUUUAAAAAAAAAAAAAAAAAAAAAAAAAAACUAGAAGAUUGGAUUUGGGAUGUUUUCACUAUGAAGAAUUGUUAAAAGCUUUUAAGGAUAUUUGUCCUGAUUGUGUUUUUUUGUUUUUGUUUGUUUGUUUGUUUUUUGACAGGCAGAGUGGACAGUGAGAGACACAGAGAGAAAGGUCUUCCUUUGCCGUUGGUUCACCCUCCAAUGGCCGCCGUGGCCGGUGCGCUGCGGCCAACGCACCACACUUAUCUGAAGGCACCAGCCAGGUACUUCUCCUGGUCUCACACGGGGUGCAGGGCUCAAGCACUUGGGCCAUCCUCCACUGCACUCCCGGGCCACAGCAGAGAGCUGGCCUGGAAGAGGGGCAACCGGGACAGAAUCCGGCGCCCUGACCGGGACUAGAACCCAGUGUGCCUGCGCCACAAGGCAGAGGAUUAGCCUACUGAGCCGCGGGCGCCAGCCUUUGAUUGUGUUUUACACAGUGUAUACAUCAAUGAAACAUCACACAGUACCCCAUAAAUAUGAACAUUUUUAUAAAUCUGUUAAGUUUUUAACAAAAUUAAGAACUUCUAAUUAUCAAGACAAUUAAAAGCCAAGCAUAUAAAAUAGAAGAUAAUAGCUGUAACUCAAGUAAAAUAAAUGAACUUUAUAAUACGUAAAUAAUUUCUACAAAUUUGUAUAGGAAAGAGUCAACUCAGCCACUUGGGUAGCUCAACUCUGCACAAUUCUGAGAAUAUUUCUAGAACUGGUCCUUAGCAUUUACUAGUUAAUGAGCUCUGAGUCCUUGGAAUAUUCUGCUUGAUAAGAAUAGGCCUCAGAAUUGGACAAUGUAGACCACUUUAAUCAGAUAGUUUAUGCAAACAAUGUGAUUUAUAGUAAACACCUGUUUUCCUCUGGGGACUAUAGUCUGAGUAGCUGAGGUCAGUCAGCUAAGCGUACCUCUAUGAAUCACCUUCAUAAACCCCUGGACACCAAUCUUGGUGUACUUCCCAUGCUGAAAAUGCUUUGCACAUGUUUUUACACACCAUUUCUGGGAGAAUGGAGCACAUCUAAAUGAAACUUCAAUGGGAAUGUCUACCUGGAAGUUGCUUGAUUCAAGAGACAAACAAUAUAAAGUUCUGGGAAAACAAUCAACAAGAGAAAAGAAUAAUACAAAUAAAUUUAUCCACAAUAGGAAAUGGAACAGAGAUUUGAAAGAAAUUUAAAGUUGUGUCAUUUCUGCCUCUUUGUGAAUUUAAUUUUGUAUUAGCAGAUAUUAUCCAUAUCUGUAUUACUUGAAAUUAUAAAUGUCUUAGUUUAAAUGAAUAUUCUUGCUUCCCAUAACUUUAAUUUGGAUUGUUUUUAAUAUUGUUGACACUAUUUUCUGUUUUUUUUUUUCCUAAGUAUUUUCUUGGGCUUUGACUUUUAGUUUGUCACUUGCUGUGGUUUGAAUGCCCGUCGCGAAAAGUCACAGAGAAAUUGAAUCCCUCUUGAGAUAUUAAGAGGGAGACACAAGUGCAACCACGUGAGACCUUUAAGAGGCCAUGUUUGAUGAAAAAAACAUUAUUACCAAAUACAUACUUCAAUACUGUUCAUCGAAAUGUGUGUAUGAUACUUGAUUCAGUUUGUAACAAUUUAUAUACAUUGGUGACUGGAUAUAAUCCAAAAAAUUUAAAUGAGAGUUGUCUUGAUGUUGAUAUAACACAGAAUCCAGCAGGAACAUCAGUUCAAAAUCUACUACACCAUAAUCAGGGAGGAGAAAGGAAAAGGAAACCGAAGAAGGAAGAAAAGAAAAACAUGGGUUAUGGAAGACAAGGAAAGGCAGAAAGUGAUAAAAUUAAGGAUUGCUGAGAAAAGAACCAGCUGAGAAAAGGCAUCCUCCAGCAUGUAUUAAUAGAAUGGUCAAAGGACUGCAUUCUACUUGUGAAUGUGCUACUAACCAGCUAUCUGCCUUCUGGACAAAUCAUCUCAUCUAAGUCUGCACUUGAUUCACUGAAAUAGGUGGUUUAGACAUGAUGUUUCCAAAGUUAACUGUGUCCCACCCAAAACUUGAAGUUUUUAGACCAAUUUAAAUCAGGGUGGAUCUGAUAAAAUCAACUAUUAUUGAAAGGUAAGGAUAAAUGAGAGUGGAUCUAAUAAAGUCUAUUAUUGUUAAGAGUAACUAAGGAUCAGCCCUUGCCCUGACUGUUGAUGAACAACUUAAUACGUUAUCCCUCUUAGUAUUUUUUUGUUUGUUCUACUUAAUACUUUUGGUUGAAUACUGUAAUCAAUACACAGUUAUUCUCAAGUGUUGAAACUUAACUGAAAAGUGAUGGCUGUUAAAUAUAAGAGUGGGAAUAAGAGAGGGAAGAGAUGUGCAAUUUGGGACAUGCUCAAGCUGACUUACCUCAAACGGUAGAGUUAGAAACAUACCAGGGGAUUCCAAUUCAAUCCCAUCAAGGUGGCAUGUACCAAUGCCAUCUCACUAGUCCCGGUGAUCAAUUUCUGUUCACAAUUGAUCAUAAUGAUAGGACCAAGAGCCAAAGGGAGCACAUAAACAAGACUAGUGUCUGCAAAUACUAGCUGAUAGAAUAAAAAAUGGAGAGAACGAUCCAACAUGGGAAGCGAGAUACUCAGCAGACUCAUAGAAUGGUGGAUGUCCUAAACAGCACUCUGGCCUCAGAAUCAGCCCUUAAGGCAUGCGGAUCUGGCUGAAGAGCCCAUGAGAGUAUUUUAGGCAUGGAAAGCCAAAACAAUCUGGCAAAAAAAAAAAAAAAAAAAAAAAAAAAAAAAAAAAAACAAA